AUGUAAGCAGUAGCACAGCGUACUUACAACAGAGUACUUACUCGUAUAAUAUUAUCAUAAUUAUUAUCAUUAUUAUUAUUCGGGAGUCUAGACUUUAAAUCACAACUUUAAAACGAUCCUCGCUCGUUAAUUUUGUAAUAGUUCUGGUAGCAGGAGUUUCGGACACCUGUGAACCAAGAGUAGAAUCCCACGAGAACCCGAUUUCAUUCCCUUUAUGCCAUUAUGAAGCUGAACGUCACGUAUCCGGCCACUGGGGCUCAGAUGCUCCUUGACAUAGAAGAUGAGUUUUGCAUUCGCUUUCUGCAUGCACAGCGCGUAGGACAGGAAAUCGCCAUGGACCGUCUCGGUGAUGAAUGGAAAGGUUAUGUCUGCCGAAUCGUUCGGGGUGAUGCCGAAGAUAGUUCUCCAGUCCAGCAGCCUGUCCGAGAGCGCCAACGACUCACUCUUGAACGCAAGUGCAAAGGUGCCCAGGGCUGCACUGCUAACGGAAGUCUUAAUGUUAUGAGUCUGGUCAUAGUCAAGAAAGGUGACGGCGAUUUUCUAGGAAUCACUGACACGACAGUUCCAUGCAACCCUCUGCCAUCCAAACAGGCUGCCCGCAAUAAAAAGCGGACUAACGUGUCCAAGGAGAAGGGUGCUGCUCAGCGCGUCGUUCGUGAAAAACUGAAAAAGAAAGAAGUGACCAAAGGUGCCUCGCGGAAGCAGCGGACGACCAUGAAGCCACGUGGUUGUUCCAACUGCAAGAAAUUGGAUGACGCUGCUCGCGAUCUCCUGGCUAGCAUGAUUUCAUUGAGACGUGAAAUUGCUGAUACGAAACGUCAGAUGGAUGAGACUCACAAAAACAUGUUGGAGCUGGAACAAGAAUACCUAAUGUCAUAGUACUCUGCCGACGAUAAUAUUUCUUUUUGGCUAGUUUUUCUUAGUUAGCUCAGUGUUGUUAUUACUGUAGCAUAAUGUUGUUCUCAUUAUGUUGUUAGGUUAGUUUGACUGACUUGAGAACAGUUUAUGGGUAUGUGGUUUUCAGCCGCAUAU
Molecule: messenger RNA, 1032 nt
Organism: Paramacrobiotus metropolitanus
Lineage: Eukaryota; Metazoa; Tardigrada; Eutardigrada; Parachela; Macrobiotidae
Product: 40S ribosomal protein S6-like
Exons: 5
Coding region: 223-879 (218 amino acids)
Biological process (GO): translation
Cellular component (GO): ribosome
Molecular function (GO): structural constituent of ribosome
Source: RefSeq, a predicted model, not a curated record